This is a messenger RNA of Armigeres subalbatus, 820 nucleotides long. Its product is annotated as zinc finger protein 79-like. NCBI's taxonomy places the organism in Eukaryota, Metazoa, Arthropoda, Insecta, Diptera, Culicidae. The record is from RefSeq and is a predicted model, not a curated record. The transcript has 3 exons. Bases 96 to 737 code for a protein of 213 amino acids. Gene Ontology annotation, biological process: regulation of transcription by RNA polymerase II. Gene Ontology annotation, molecular function: DNA-binding transcription factor activity; RNA polymerase II cis-regulatory region sequence-specific DNA binding.
GCAACUGAACCGGAAGUGUUGUUAUAUUGUUCAAUCAUUUAGAAUUGAAUUUUAUCCCAAUUAUUCAGGUUAGGAAGUACCUAUAGUUCUUUACCAUGCCGAAAAAUUAUUUGUCCUCGCGUUACAACAACUUCAUUCAUCAGAACAAUAAUCAAUGGGAUGAGCUGUUCUGCGAACUGUUUUGGUCCCCGUUCGUACAAGUCGUUUCGGGAACACGAACAAGAAGCGGCCACGUUUUGGCCCCCGUUGUUACAAGCUCCCCGGGUAACAGUGCGGAUGAGCUGAAUUCAGUUCAGGUUGAAUUCCACAACGACUGGGUCUUCAUGGAGUACCCGACGCUUCCCAACCAAUCAGCUUUCGCUGUUGAAUCUGGAAACGUACUGGACACCAGCCACACUGACACUAUCUCCCAUCCUUCGGCUGAAGAAUCCGACGGUGAUCAGCGCAAUUCGUACAGAUGCGAGAAGUGCUUCAAGCGCUUCCAGUACCCGCGUCAGCUUGUUAGUCAUUGGAAGACCCACACCGAGGAUCGAAAGCACAGCUGCGAAUGUGGUAAGAGCUUCAAGACGAAGGUCUAUCUGGGAAUUCAUCGGCGAAACACUGGCCACCAUGAUUGGACCGUGAGAUGCUCCAAAUGUGGUAAGCCGUUUGAAAAGGAGCGUCAUAUGGCGCGUCAUAGUGCGACGGCGUGCGAGAAGUAUUCGGCGAAGCAGAAGAAUGUUCGGCGAGCUGUAUGAUUUUCAAGUACCGACAUCUCCAAAUCUGACCUAAUUUUACUAUGAUGUUUACGCUUCUGUUGUUAAUUUUAAUGAAUUUUAUC